Messenger RNA from Asparagus officinalis (garden asparagus), 1938 nucleotides. RefSeq lists its product as uncharacterized. Gene Ontology annotation, molecular function: glycosyltransferase activity. Gene Ontology annotation, cellular component: membrane. Bases 327 to 1508 code for a protein of 393 amino acids. The transcript is spliced from 11 exons. The record is from RefSeq and is a predicted model, not a curated record. Lineage: Eukaryota; Viridiplantae; Streptophyta; Magnoliopsida; Asparagales; Asparagaceae.
GAUGAGAGACAGAACAAAGAAAACAAACCCCCUCUUCGGCUCUUCCUUAAAAUAAAAUAAUUUUCUAUUAAUAGCAACAGCCAAUUUAAAAACUCUCCGCUUUCUGAUUUCUGAUUGGCUGUUCUCUGCUGCUGUUUGCCCUAUCAGAUCGCUAACAGGAUCCAGAUCUCCCUCUUCUCCCCUCUUUUCUCGCCUCCGAUCUUAAAGAUUUUUUUAAAGACAUUGGGAAGAGUUCACUGUUAGAUUUAUACCAAAUAGGUGCCGUAUAGGGUUAUAUUUUUGAAGACUACAUAGAUGGAGAUGAUCUUGCUGUUACGGUAUUCUAAAUGAAGUCAUCAAAGGCGUGGUCGAUAGGCACCACAGAUAUACAAAUAAUGCCUACACCGCGCCACAGACCUCCAUCGAAAAGACCUAUUUGGAUCAUUGUCUUGCUUUGCUUGGUGUGCUUGUCCCUAAUUGGGGCUUAUAUUUACCCGCCACAAAGUUUCUCGGCUUGCUACUUCUUGUCCUCGAACGUCUGUAGUCCUUUCAAGGACUGGCUUCCUCCCGAACCAGCUAGAGAAUAUACUGAUGACGAGCUUGCUGCCCGUAUUGUUGCCAGAGAUAUUAUUUCGAUGCCAUCCGUUCAAUCAAAGAAUCCAAAGAUUGCCUUCAUGUUCUUGACACCAGGUUCAUUGCCAUUUGAAAAAUUAUGGGAGAAGUUCCUUUUGGGCCAUGAGGAGAGAUUUUCUAUUUAUGUACAUGCAUCAAAAGAAAAACCAGUACAUGAGAGCUCUUUAUUCAUUGGACGAGAUAUCCGCAGUGACAAGGUGUCCUGGGGAAAAAUUUCCAUGGUUGAUGCUGAGAGAAGACUUUUGGCAAAUGCUCUAGAAGAUGCUGAUAAUCAGCAUUUUGUUUUACUUUCUGACAGUUGUGUACCGCUGCAUAACUUUGACUAUGUAUAUAGUUAUUUGAUGGAGACAAAUAUCAGCUUUAUUGACUGUUUUGAGGAUCCCGGACCACAUGGUAGUGGCAGAUAUACUGAACAUAUGUUGCCUGAGAUUGAACGAAAAGACUGGAGGAAAGGCGCACAGUGGUUUUCAGUCAAGAGGCAACAUGCUUUGCUCAUCACGGCUGACAGCUUAUAUUACACAAAAUUCAAGCAUUAUUGCAAGCCAGGUAUGGAAGGCCAUCGCAACUGCUAUGCUGAUGAACACUAUUUACCAACUCUUUUCCAUAUGGUUGACCCCGGUGGCAUUGCAAAUUGGUCAGUGACCCAUGUUGAUUGGUCAGAAGGGAAGUGGCACCCUAAAGCAUAUAGAGCUCAGGAUGUAACCUUCGAGCUCAUGAAGAACAUUAGUUCUAUUGAUGAGACUAUACAUGUUACGAGUAAUGCAAAGAAAAUAGUUAUGAAGAAACCCUGCUUGUGGAAUGGAAUGAAGAGGCCAUGCUAUUUAUUUGCUAGGAAAUUUUACCCCGAAGCCCGAGAUAAAUUGAUGCACUUAUUCUCUAAUUUCACAGCCUUUUGAGUCAUCUAUGUUUUCAUCGUUUGCGUGGCAGAGUAUCGGUUUUGAACUGCUGCCUCUAAUCCCAGUGGUUCUCUGUUUUACGGGAACCUUGUAAAGUUCAGAUUUGUGUGUAGAGAUCUCUUAGGGCUUACGAAUUAGAAACCAUUGGGUAUCAGGAUGUCGAGGCUGAGGAUUCUAUCAAUUAAUUCUUCACUAUUACCCGCUCGAGGUAAUUUUUUUCUUGUCUUUUCUAGAUUGGUAAUGGUCUAUUCUUGAAACUUCCUGAUCGAAAAUUUUGUCUAUCUAUUUAACAACUGUAAGAGAAUAUGUUCUUCCCCCCUGUUCUUUCUUUAGUAGAAACAGAAGAAAAUUAUUACACGAAUUUUUGCUCUUGUAUUUGGACUUGCUGAUCCUUUCAGAAAUAUAUAUUUGUGACAUUGAGAAGCUGAAA